GUUAAUGUAUUUUAAAUGUAUUACUAUUUAGUUUAUAUACUAUAUGCAUUAAUUCAAUUAAUACAAAUAAAAUUCAAUACACUUUCUUAUUCAGUAUAGCCAACUCUUAUUGUUGAAAUUUUCAUCACCAGCUCCUGCUCUAUGAAUUCUAUAAAUUAUAUUUUCUACAUAAUAUUUGACAUACAAUUUCCUUUCAAUAGAGUAUAGCAUCUAUAUGUAAUAGUACCGUAAUUUACAUCUGAGUAAAGAAUACUUUCAAUUUCAUUAUGUUGUUCACUUAAACAGACAUUUAAGUGCAUUAAUUGCAAGCAAAAAUUCAACAAAUCUAAACCAAAUUAAUUUGCAUUCAAAUAGCCUACAUUUGGUUUCUAUUAUAGGCUAAACUGCACUGUAAACAUGACUCUUAGUUAGGUGAAUGACUCUAACCAACGAACCAACUUGAACUUGAGUAGAAAUGAAAAGCUUGAAAUAAUAACCACUCAGUGUCUCUCUUGUUUAAUGCGCAUGCACCAAAAUACUACGUCAUGACGGCGCACUACUUCACCAGAUUUAGAAAAAUGUUUUGUGUAACUGCAAUGUGUGUGUGUGUGUGUGAGGGAACAAACAAGAAGGGAACAACAGAGCGCCACGUUUAGAUGAUUACAGAUGAGACAUGUAUGUACUGCAGACAAUGAAUCAGGUUACAAACCAAUGGAUGAGGUCAGUAGCUUUGAUGUGGUAAAUACAGGAACAUCCUUCAUGUCCCAGUGUCAGUGAAGAUGGUGUGGUCAUUGGAAUUCUACAUCUUCCAGUAUUCUUCUACAAUGUUUGCCUGAUGAUUUAGGAAUUGUUCUGGACUUCCCUGCCUCAUUGGAACAUCUCCGUUCACACACUGUGGAGAGAUAGUGAGCAGCUUCAUGACAAAAUGGCCAUCCCAGCAGUCCGUCUCCUAUGCCUGGAGCAACUGGACCGUUCGCUGGAGGACCACACCAGGGACUUUUUAGAUCUGGCAUGCCUUACCCACUUCCCCGACCGGAGUAAGGCACGCCUGCCAGCGAACAGUCCCCAAGAGGAUUUCGCCACUUUUGUGGAGUGGGUGCUGGAGAAAAAUGGAUCUGCAUGGACCAUCAGCACCGCCGAAGAGGAUAACUCCAUCCCCACUCCCGACCCAGAGACCAGCCAGCCACCAUCACGCCACAUGGUGCCAGAGCCCACCGCAGCCGCAGAGCCCGAGCCAUCCACCGACAGGAAGCAGGAUCUCGAGAGCGCGACUGACCAGGUGUGCGAGCCGGCAACACCGUGCAUCGUGGGAGUCCUCGUGGAGAUCGAGGGCGUGGAGGAAAGCCCUGCCCACACUCCUGCGACUGAGGGUGAGCUGUAUGCGAUCUCGGGAAAAAACAUGGAGCAACUUAUGGAUCUGAUGGACUGGUCUAUGGAGGUAAUCCCUAAUUUUCCUGUUUCUCCGCUGGUUCCGUCCAGCCCUGAUUCCCCUGUAUACCCUCUCAGUCUCCCACUCCUACCUCCUCCAGUCAUUUCCUCUGCUCCAUUUCCGCUGGUUCCAUCCAGCCAUGAAUUUUCUGUUUCUCCGCUGAUUCCGCCCAGUUCUGAAUCUUCUUUGUCUCCGCUGGUUCCGCCCAGCUCUGAAGUUUCUGUGUCUCCUGUAUUCCCUCCCAGCCUCCCUCUCCCACCUCCUCCUAGACCUGCCACUGAUGGUUCCGGGGGUUAA
This is a messenger RNA of Carassius auratus (goldfish), 1705 nucleotides long. Its product is annotated as vegetative cell wall protein gp1-like. Lineage: Eukaryota; Metazoa; Chordata; Actinopteri; Cypriniformes; Cyprinidae. The transcript is spliced from 6 exons. The record is from RefSeq and is a predicted model, not a curated record. Bases 905 to 1705 code for a protein of 266 amino acids.